AUGUUUGGUAGUGGUGGUGGUGGUGGUAGUAGUAGUCAACUCUACGACUAUAGUGAAGAAGAAGAAGAUCUCGGUAAAGUGUAUGAUCGGGUGUUGAUGACACGACUACUCGCUUACCUGAAACCGUAUCGGCUUGAAGUUGUGCUCAUCGUGUUUUUGAUGAUUGGCUACACUGCAACUGAAAUGUGGUUACCUUAUCUGACAAAGCUUGGAAUUGAUAACCAUAUUCAGCCGGGAAAUCUGCAGGGACUGGAAAUGAUUGCGAUCUAUUAUGUCCUCGUUCUCGUGGCGAGAUUCAUAUUUACCUAUUUUGAAGAAUACCGAAUGCAGAUGGUCGGGCAGAAAGCAAUGUAUGACAUACGCAUGUCGCUCUUUUCACAUCUGCAGCGGUUGGAUGUCCGUUUCUUUGACAACAAUCCUGUGGGCAGACUGAUGACCCGCGUCAUGGGCGAUGUGGAGGUGUUGAGGGAGCUAUUCACCUCUGGAGUCAUUACGGUCUUUGGGAACCUACUCACCAUCUUCGGCUACAUGGCAGUGAUGCUACUCCUUAAUUGGAAGUUGGCGUUAGUAACCUUUGCUGUGUUGCCGGCCAUCUUUGCAGCGACGACCGUUUAUCAGGUCUACUCCCGCCGCGCUUUCCGUGAUCAGCGCAAGUAUCUCGCUCAAAUCAACGCGUUCUUGAACGAAAAUAUCGUCGGCAUGACAACGAUGCAGCUGUUCGCGCGGGAGCCGCGCAGCUGGCUACAGUUCGAUGAGAGGAAUAAGCAAUACCUCGGCGCAAACCUGCGUAGCAUCUUCUACUUCUCGCUCUUCUCCCCGAUGAUCGAGGUUAGUGGCUCGCUCGCGCUGGCGGUCAUCAUCUGGUAUGGCGGCGGGCAGGUUCUGCAAGAUGCGAUGACUUUCGGCGUAUUGUUCGCUUUCAUUCAAUACAGCCAGCGAUUGUUCUGGCCCAUCCGUGACCUCAGCGAGAAAUACACAAUCUUCCAAAACGCCAUGGCAUCGUCUGAGCGGAUCUUUGAUCUGAUGGACACGGAACCGACAAUUGUGAGCCCGACGCCAGCCAAAGCAUUGGAGGCGUUAAACGGCGAAAUUGAGUUCCGCAAUGUCUGGCUCGCUUAUAACGCAGAGAAUUAUGUCCUGCGCGAUGUCUCCUUCAAGAUUAAAGCGGGCGAAAAGGUCGCAAUUGUGGGCCACACAGGGUCAGGCAAAACAUCGAUUAUCAACCUGCUGUGCCGAUUUUAUGAAGUGAGUAAGGGACAGAUUCUGAUUGAUGGCAUAGAUCUUCGGGAAAUGGAAUUGCAAGAUCUCCGCCAUGCCAUCAACAUUGUGCAGCAGAAUAUCUUCCUGUUUUCUGGGACAGUCGAGAAGAAUAUCCAUCUGGACAACCCGGAGAUUUCAAAGGAGGAUGCGAUUGCCGCCGCAAAAGAGGUCCAUCUGGAUAGGUACGUGCAGAAAAUGCCGAAUGGUUACGCAACUGAAAUCAAAGAGGGUGGGGCAGGACUAUCGGUUGGACAAAAGCAGCUCGUCGCCUUUGCACGCGCGCUGGCUUCCGAUCCCGAUAUCCUGAUCCUUGAUGAGGCAACUUCCAGUGUAGACACCGAAACCGAACUCCUCAUUCAGGACGCCCUGAGCCGCCUGAUGGCAAAUCGGACAUCAAUCGCGAUUGCACACCGGCUUUCGACGAUUCAGAAUGCAGAUAAGAUCAUUGUUAUGCAGCGCGGCGAGAUUCGGGAGAUGGGGACGCACAACGAACUGCUACAGCAACGAGGAAUCUACUAUCGACUGUAUCAGCUUCAGUAUAAAGGGCAAGAGGUAGGAUAG
This is a messenger RNA of Geodia barretti, 1821 nucleotides long. NCBI's taxonomy places the organism in Eukaryota, Metazoa, Porifera, Demospongiae, Tetractinellida, Geodiidae. The record is from the annotation of a GenBank genome assembly.